Dermacentor andersoni is the source of this 1547-nucleotide messenger RNA. RefSeq lists its product as uncharacterized. Lineage: Eukaryota; Metazoa; Arthropoda; Arachnida; Ixodida; Ixodidae. The record is from RefSeq and is a predicted model, not a curated record.
CCGGACCGGGGGGUACAAAAGCGCCGGCCGCGGACGGCUCCGAUCCCGACUCCGGAGUCAGGACUACCCCAAUCGCGUGCGCGGGACGCUUUCGAAGAGAGAGGCGCGAAAUCCGAGAGCGAGCCGAGUGUGCGAACCCAGUAGAGAGGCUGCUCCUUACCGGUGUCUCCGAGCGAAUAGAAAGCUAGUAGGUAUAGCAAGCGAAAAGAGGGAUACAAUACGGGACAAGAGCAGAACCGCACUUUGUUUCCGACUUCGUCGCGUAGUUAUCAUUGCCGCCUGUUGAGCGGCUCAGCGUGGCAGUAUCCGCGUUAGUAACUGUCCUUUAGAUCGGCAACAGCUGCGAACGAAAGCCGGCCUCUGACUCGAUUUCGGGAAGGAGUGAAGAAAGAAAGAAAGAAGUCAGGGACGAAACGACCAGUGCAGCGACUUCGCCUUGAAGCAUCCCGCUCCUGAGUUUGCCCCUUCGUCCGCUGUUGGAGAAAGACCUGCCUAAAGAGCCAUGCACGUCGGCAACAGCCGCAAGAGCCCGCUCGCCUGGAUCCUGCGCGCGUCGCUGGUGCUCCUGCUGCUGGUGGCGGGCCGCGAGGGCGCCUACCUGACCGCCAAGGAGCAACCUGGCGACGAGGAAGGCCGCGCCGCCGCUGACCUGGGAGAGUUCGCCGGACUGGCGGCGCUGCUGCGCGAGUACCUGGCCGGGAGAAUGCAGGAGCUGCCGCCUUCCAGGACGCACUUCUCCUCGGACUCCACCGCACCACAGCUCAGCGUCGCCAAGAGAGGAGUGAUGAUGGGUGUGGACCUUCCGGACUUCAUCCUGAACCGGAACCAGCCGUCCCUGAAGAACCUGCAGGCUCUUCGGCAGCGCCUGUUCGAGAGCGGCCGGAGGCGGUGAUUCCCAGGAAGAACCGCGUCCAGGAAGCACCCCCGAAAACUCCUCGGACCGCGCCAGCCGCGCCUCUUUUCUCUCCCACGAGACAUGGCCCAUUCCUUCGAAAACCACUUCAUUUGACAAAAACUAUCGACGUGGAUCAGCGAUGAAAUCUUCUUGAUCAAGAUUCUUCAUUGAAAGGGUGCGACCCUGAAGAAGGGAAAGCUUUGAACAUCCAAGAAGAGCUACCUAGUUCUUGGAUUCUAUUUAAAACAAAAAUACGUAGCGUAGGCACGACAAUCGAUGCGAGACGAAAGGGCACACAGCCGUGGUCGCUAAUAAAGAUCGACGACGUAUGUGAUAAGAGGAAACAUAUGAAGAGUACCUUUACGAACAAGAGUAAGCCAGUUUUGUUGCUGAAUAUAGUUGUUAAAUUAUGGUUCGGUUGAAAAGAAAGAAAAAACAAUAGUGUGUUGUGUACUGCAAACUGAGUAUGAAAGUCUGUUUUGUGCGGCUCUUGUAACUAUGUGCUUUGUGUUGCCAAAAAAAAAAUGUUGCGGUGUUGUGUCACGUCAAGCGAAGUCACCGUUGUGUGCAGUGCUGAGUAAAGUCAUUGUUUCGUUCUUGUUUCCAUUGCAUUGUGAAUAAAGCACCAAUUAAACUAGUGUUUCGAAACUGA